Lolium rigidum is the source of this 478-nucleotide messenger RNA. Its product is annotated as cytochrome c oxidase copper chaperone 1-like. The record is from RefSeq and is a predicted model, not a curated record. The transcript has a single exon. Gene Ontology annotation, molecular function: copper chaperone activity; copper ion binding. The coding region runs from base 1 to 288 and encodes 95 amino acids. NCBI's taxonomy places the organism in Eukaryota, Viridiplantae, Streptophyta, Magnoliopsida, Poales, Poaceae. Gene Ontology annotation, cellular component: mitochondrial intermembrane space.
AUGGCCAGCACGGAAGCCCCGACGCCUGCGCAGGCACCUGUCUGCUCGAUCGUGAAAGAAGCGCCUGCUCCUGCUGACUCGAAGCCUGUGGAGCCACCUGUUUGCUCGAUCGUCAAGGAAGCGCCGGCUCCUGCCACCGGCUCGACGCCGAAGAAGAAGAUCUGCUGUGCUUGCCCUGACACCAAGAGGCUGAGGGACGAGUGCAUCGUAGAGUACGGAGAAUCCGCGUGCACCAAGUGGAUCGAAGCUCACAAGAUAUGCCUCCGGGCUGAGGGGUUCAAGGUCUGAUUCUUCACUAGCCAGGCUGACGAUGUUACUUUCAUGGAUGUUACAGUACAUGUGAUUUAGGUUGAGAUGCAGUUAUGCCGCUGGGAUUCAUAGACUAGUAAACCUGUUUUUGCAAUGUCUGAAUGGUUAGCGAGUUUGAUGCUGAUUUUCAUGGGAAAUAAAUUGCUGAUGAGCGUGACUUUAUGGUUAA